Parathielavia appendiculata is the source of this 1793-nucleotide messenger RNA. RefSeq lists its product as uncharacterized. The transcript has a single exon. Bases 256 to 1605 code for a protein of 449 amino acids. The record is from RefSeq and is a predicted model, not a curated record. Lineage: Eukaryota; Fungi; Ascomycota; Sordariomycetes; Sordariales; Chaetomiaceae.
CUUUUUCGUUAUCACAAGUUCAAGGAGGCAAAGUCGGCUUCUCAAGCUCUAACAAACUGCCGAUCUGUCCUUUCUUUGGCUUUCCGACCCUGAGUCAUUGCGGAUUUUCGAUUGUCUUCAAGACCCCAGACGAGAAGAGGCAUGGUGUUUUUAUUGAAGCCUUUAAGUACCUAAUUCGUCAUGCUCGAAAAUCCCAAACUCACUUACAAACCGCUAAGUUUUGCUCAUUUUCAAUACCGAGACACAACCGACAAGAUGGCCAAGUUCCAGCUAAAGAUGCUCCCACUUAACCUCCUGGCUCUCAUAGGCCUCAUGGCCUGCGGUGCAUCUGCAUCAUCACCUGCAGCUAGUGAAUCCUCAUCAUCACCCUCACCGUCACCAGCAGCCGACGUCGAGCUCAUCUGCCACACCGACAAACCGACAGAGUGUUAUCCCAAGGUUUUCCAACCAACUCACGAGUUCCAAGUGGUCCAUCCGGACCAGGACCUCCCACUUGGCCUCCAUGUCCGGCUGAACGUCUACACGGGACUGAAGGAGGCCAAGAUCAAUGUGCCAGACGAGCACGACCCAGCACUAGAAGGGCUCCCUGUGGACUCAUCUGUGGUCAUUGUUGAGCGAGACCAAGCCGGGCCAGACCAGGCUCAAGUCAAGCUCCCGCCCAACGGCCCCGCCUACGAUCCAGCAGGCAAGAUCAAGGAGCCCAAAUCCACCGACCCAACUGAGGGCCACGCCUUCUACAAGUCCUUGACCAUCAUCAAAAAGGGCCUCGACGUAGACGGCGCGCUGGAGAUGCUCGAUGAGAUUUCGCAUGACAUCUACUACGGCCUCAAAAUAGCCGAAGACUACGACACGGUCCAAGAGCUCUUCUGCCUCUCCACCGCACGGCCAUCCUCCGGUAACCCCCAAUCCACCACCCGCGCUCGGCUCGCCUCCCUCAUCCUGGCAUCGGCAACCCAAAACAACCCGAAAGCGCUCGCCUCGCUCUCCGCCCACUGGCCUAAACUCUCCGGCACCCACUGCUCCCAUUCCUUGACCACCCCUCUCGGCAACGGCAUCUUUACCCUCCUCCUCCACCAAGAAGCAGACAACGAAACCCACCAAGAAGCAGACGCCUCCCUAACAAGAGCCCGCAUCAUCCUCCUCACAGGCCUUCUCAAGUCCCCGCUUUUCCGCACCGAGUUCCUCGCCUCCCCAGGCCCUGCCCACCUCCUCCGCAUCCUGACCAUGACCAUACCGCCCCGUGAUCUCAACCCAACCGCUUGGGCCUCCACCCAACGCAGCGCAGCUCUCCUCCUGCUGGAUAAUUUCCUCGACGCCGACAUGGGCGCAACCCUCGGCCAGUGGCCCAGAAAGCCCCAACUUUCCAAUGCCGAAUGUUCCUCGCUCCACACAAGACGGGGUGACGACGACGGCGGGGGAGCCGCGUCGGGGAGGAUGAGAGACGGAAGGGAGGAGGAAUGUCUGGACUGGUUGGUAAGCAAGGUUUUGCGCGAGAGACAUGCGCGGGACAAGGAGCACUGGAGCCAUGAACUGGGGCGGAAAAUAAAAGAGGCGCUGAAGAGGGAUCGGCAGCCGGAUUGGGGGAGGGAGAAGGUGGAAUUGUAAAGAUCAUGUUUUAUCUACCUAGGUAUCUACAAUCACUUAUGACGUAGAGGAGGUAUUUUGCUUGCUCGGUUCUGAAGAGAGGGAGCGUAUACCCAGGCGAUAGAUAGAGAGGCUGGUAGCCAACCUGUAUGACGGAACACAAGGUAUUCAGUAUAAAGUACUAAACUGAGCGACCAAGGCAUAUAUGC